AACCUUUUUCCUUUCACGCUAACCUAGAAGUAAACAGCUGCAACGUCAGUGGACAUAGUGGUAAAUAGGAUACUAUUAAUUAUUUUAUUUGUUAAUUGUUAAGUCUGAGUUCAACUUAAAAUACAUAAUGAGUAGAAAUUACAAAGAGGAUCAAGCGAAUGAAAUAGAGGCGCUUGAAUCUAUAUAUUACAGUGAAAUGGAAGUACUGGAGACAGAACCUAGUCACAAAUUCAGUAUAACCAUUGGCACUGAAGAGUAUAAUGCUGAAGAGGAGUCAGGUGGUAUGGCGUGCAAACUCGUCUUUACGUAUACUCCUACUUAUCCAGACGAAGCACCCGAAGUGGCAAUAGAAGAUCCUGUUAAUAUAGAAGUACUUUAUGAAGAAAAACUACUUGAACACCUCAAAACAACAAUCGAUGAAAAUAUAGGGAUGGAAAUGGUUUUUACAUUAGUUAGUAGCGCACAGGAAUGGUUGAACGAACGUUGGGACGAUUACAAAUUGCAUGAGGAAGAAGAACGCUCACGGAAGCUUCUUGAGGCAGAAGAAGCUGAGCGAAAGAAAUUCGAAGGAACUCGUGUAACUGUCGAAUCGUUUCUUAAAUGGAGGGCAGAAUUCGAAGAGAGCACAGGUAUAACGGCUAAACGAGAAAAGAACAACGACAGCAAAAAACUGACAGGCAAAGAAUUAUUCAUGCGCGACACCACUCUCAACGAUUCUGAUAUUAAAUUCUUACUUGAAGCUGGUGACUCAAUUGAAAAUGUAAAAAUAGAUGAAACGCUAUUUCAAGAUAUUGGCGAUUUGGAAUUGGGUGAUGACGAUGACUCCGAUGAUGAAGAUUGGGUGCCAGGCGCAGAUGAUUAGAUUUAAAACUUUUACACUUACUCAUAUUUGUUAGUUAAAAAUGAGUCGUUUAUAAUUUCUUACACAUUUAUUAAAUAGAUAAGGUAUGUGAAAAAUAUACACGUCAAACUAUAUAAAAUGAA
Bactrocera neohumeralis is the source of this 984-nucleotide messenger RNA. Its product is annotated as RWD domain-containing protein 1. Gene Ontology annotation, molecular function: protein binding. The coding region runs from base 128 to 862 and encodes 244 amino acids. Gene Ontology annotation, biological process: cytoplasmic translation. The record is from RefSeq and is a predicted model, not a curated record. The transcript has 2 exons. Lineage: Eukaryota; Metazoa; Arthropoda; Insecta; Diptera; Tephritidae.